Molecule: messenger RNA, 831 nt
Organism: Brugia malayi
Lineage: Eukaryota; Metazoa; Nematoda; Chromadorea; Rhabditida; Onchocercidae
Product: failed axon connections protein, putative
Exons: 6
Coding region: 1-831 (276 amino acids)
Cellular component (GO): cytoplasm
Source: RefSeq, a predicted model, not a curated record
AUGCCAGCACCUAUUUUAUUAAAACGAGAUUGGCAACGUGAUCAUGUGUACCUAGUCCAAUUUCCUCGAGCAGGUUGCAUACCAAGUUUAUCAAUGUUUGCCUUAAAAUUGGAAACAUGGCUUCGAAUGACUAAAAUUCCAUAUUCGAAUAUCAAUAAUGAAUUCAUCAAAUUUUCGUCCAAAAAACAAAUUCCAUUUAUUGAACUUAACGGACGACAAAUACCGGACAGUAAUUACUGCAUCGAACACCUUUCUCGAGUUUUUAAGAUUGAUUUGGAAGAACAAUUAAAUCCAAUGGAAAAAGCACAAGCUCGAGCUUUUACAUAUCUCCUUGAAGAGUCUAUAAGAUGGAUUAUACUUUAUAAUAGAGGUAAAAACAAUAAAUUUAUGGCAACAGAGAAAGGUUUUAUCAAUCAUUAUAGAGGUGCUAAACGAACUCUUUUUCAAUAUGUAUUUGUGGAACAAUUUCGAAAAAAGAUUUGGAAAUUAUGCUAUUAUCAAGGAAUUGGUAGGCAUACAAUUGAUGAAGUGGAAAAUAUUGCAAAGAAAGAUUUAACAGCAUUAUCAAUUUUCCUUGGUGAUAAACAGUACUUUUUUGGUUCAUCACCAACAACAUUGGAUGCAAUUGCUUUUGGCAAUUUAACACAGUUAUUUUAUACACCAAUGGAUAGUGAUGUACUGCGAAAAUAUAUGGAAGAAAGGACUCCAAAUUUAAUAAAUUUCAUUGAAAAAAUGCGUGAAAUAUAUUGGAAAGAUUGGGAUGAAGCAUGUCAAACAUUAUCUCUUAACACUCAAAAUGUUACUAUCAUUUGUAGUAAUAUUAACAAAUGA